AUGGCAAACCUAAACAGGGAAAUCAGGAUUGCCAUCAUGGGUGCAACCGGCAGUGGUAAAUCCACGCGUAUCAAUAAGGCUAGCAGGUCGGACCUAGAAUCUGUGGAUGAUGGCCUGGAGAGUUGCGCCAGCAAGAUGCGAACUACACGGUCGUUUGUCAUCGGCGAAAGUGUCGUGCGUAUAUACUAUCACCUGAUUCGGAAUGCACAAUCGAUGGGUAAUGCACAAUGCACUCCAGAGCUCACCACUCUGCAUAUAUUUCAUUCGGAACAGAUGAAGGACAAGUAUUAG
Suillus paluster is the source of this 291-nucleotide messenger RNA. RefSeq lists its product as uncharacterized. The transcript has 3 exons. The coding region runs from base 1 to 291 and encodes 96 amino acids. The record is from RefSeq and is a predicted model, not a curated record. Lineage: Eukaryota; Fungi; Basidiomycota; Agaricomycetes; Boletales; Suillaceae.